This is a messenger RNA of Coregonus sp. 'balchen', 552 nucleotides long. NCBI's taxonomy places the organism in Eukaryota, Metazoa, Chordata, Actinopteri, Salmoniformes, Salmonidae. The record is from the annotation of a GenBank genome assembly.
AUGUCUCUGGGUAUGCUGGCGGUGUGCUCGCUGGUAUGCAUGUCAACUCUUGUGAACGCUUAUCCAUCCAAACCCGCCAGUCCAGAAGAAGGUGCGCCUACCGAGGAUCUCGCCAAGUAUUACUCUGCACUCAGACACUACAUCAACAAAAUCACUCGACAGCGGUGAGUUCUUCUUUUGGUGAUGGGAAGGUACAGCAUAUGAUGACGAUUAUUAUUUUGGGUAAACAAUUACAUUCAUACAUUUCACAAGAUGUGCAUUUGAUCCCAGAAGAUAACAUUUGGAAAAACACAUUUCCAAAGUGGUUCUGAUAAUGUUUCUCUUUUGUUACUCACCUUUCACAAAUUAUCUGUAUUUCAUAAGGUUUAACAUUGAAUGAAAUAAACGGUUGCAAUAUAAAAAAAUAUAUAUUUACCCCGCUCUCUCAGGUAUGGGAAAAGAUCCAGCCCUGAUACAGUGUUCUCUGACCUGUUACAGAGGGAGAGCACAGGGAGCAUCCCACGAACAAGCCAAGGAUACCGAUAUACCUCUCCUCAGUAUGAUCAGCUUUAG